Rhinichthys klamathensis goyatoka is the source of this 2919-nucleotide messenger RNA. RefSeq names its product serine and arginine rich splicing factor 1b (gene srsf1b). Gene Ontology annotation, molecular function: mRNA binding. The transcript is spliced from 4 exons. Gene Ontology annotation, cellular component: nucleus; ribonucleoprotein complex; cytoplasm. NCBI's taxonomy places the organism in Eukaryota, Metazoa, Chordata, Actinopteri, Cypriniformes, Leuciscidae. The record is from RefSeq and is a predicted model, not a curated record. Bases 222 to 974 code for a protein of 250 amino acids.
CCCUUCGCGCAGUCGCGAGCGUGGUGAGUGAGGGGACGUCGCCAUAUUGUUAGGGAUCUUAUUGGGGGUUUUUUUAUACUUGAAAAAUAAUAGUUUUGAAGAUAAUCUGCCACUUUAGGUUUCGAAUUUAUAUAGAUCCAGCAGCGCUAACGGAUUUCUUUCAUAUCACCUGACGGACAAAUUAUCAACGUCGUUAGCGUAACUUCUAACGUUACCUAAACAUGUCUGGCGGUGUAAUUCGAGGGCCUGCAGGGAACAACGACUGUCGGAUUUACGUGGGUAAUUUACCCCCCGAUAUUCGCACCAAGGACGUAGAGGAUGUGUUUUAUAAAUACGGAGCCAUUCGGGAUAUCGACCUUAAAAACAGAAGAGGCGGUCCACCGUUUGCAUUCGUGGAGUUCGAAGACCCGAGAGAUGCUGAGGAUGCUGUAUAUGGACGAGAUGGCUAUGACUAUGACGGCUAUCGUCUUCGAGUGGAGUUCCCAAGAAGUGGCAGGGGAGGUGGAAGAGGUGGUGGUGGAGGUGGUGGUGGAGGUGGUGGCGGCGUUGGAGCUCCCAGAGGCAGAUAUGGCCCUCCAUCCAGGCGUUCGGAGUACAGGGUCAUAGUGUCAGGACUUCCUCCUAGUGGCAGCUGGCAGGACCUUAAGGAUCACAUGCGUGAAGCAGGUGAUGUAUGUUAUGCUGACGUUUUCCGAGAUGGCACCGGCGUUGUGGAGUUUGUUCGCAAAGAAGACAUGACCUACGCCGUUCGAAAGCUGGAUAACACUAAGUUCCGGUCACAUGAGGGGGAGACGGCUUACAUCCGCGUAAAGGUGGAUGGCCCGCGCAGUCCCAGUUAUGGGCGCUCGCGCUCACGCAGCCACAGCAGGAGUCGCAGCAGGAGCAACAGCCGCAGUCGCAGCUACUCUCCACGCCGCAGCCGAGGAUCACCACGUUACUCGCCCCGCCACAGCCGCUCCCGUUCCCGCACCUAAACAUCCACAUUCCAGCUAGUUGGCUGGCCACAAUCAUAUACACCCUGUGUCGCCCUCUAUUGGACCCACUGUUGUACUUCAUUGCUCUCUUGACAUGUUUCGUCUCUCCAUUUCCCCCAGUUUGCUAUCUCUCAUCUUUGGUCUGUUAGCUUUUUGUUUUUGUUUUUUCUUUUUUUUAUUACUUGACUGUCAUUUUGCUAAUGACAGCUACAUGUAGCUAAGUGGAUGUUCCCCUUUCUCCUCUCCCCCCCCCCUUUUUUUUGUUGUUGUUGUCGUCUCCUAUCCCAUGACCCUGUUGUGUGUUUGUCUUGCAUUCCCAUUUUAACUGGAUCUUCAUACUCGUCCUUGUACUGUAUUUGGCACAAGGGAAAUGUUGAAAUGCUUUAAAUAGUUGUAUGUGGGAUGGAUUAAUUGCUACUGUUUUAUUUUGUUAACAAUGCUUCAUUAUUGGCUUUUUCUGGGGUGGGAGUAUUUUGUUGGAAAACUGUUCUACUUUUACCUUUUCAUGUCUUUCUAUAGACAACAGAAGAGCAGGAUUAAAGAAAGCUUUGGAAUACAGGAUUUUGAAGCACAGUUCAUUCAUAUUAGGAUAUUUGGAGGAGGAGCAGGCAUUUCAUUUAAGGAGGCAAUGGUAUGACGGCAAGCCGCUUUAGUCACCUUCAAAAAGGCAGUUGUUGUUUUUCAACAGACUUCCAGUAACCUGGAUUGUCUUAGUUUCGUAACACAUUAGUUUUGCUUUGCCAUUCUUCCUCUCUUCACGGCACUCCCCUUCCCCAUUUAAUUUACCUUUUCUUACUGGUCAUUGCUGCUAAGCAUGCAUGUGUACUGUCUGGAUGUUGCAAUGCUUGUGCGUACAUUAAGACAGCAUUGUUUUUGUUUUUUUGGGGGGUGUUUCGUUUUUAAAUAAAAAAAAAACAUUUUGCCUGUUGUCCAAAAUGUACUGGGAUUUGGCCACUAUUGAUCUCCUAUGUAGACUUAUCACUAGACAAGAUAAAGGCUUGCCAUGUGCAGUUGUUCUCAUGUAAAUUGUGUAUUUGUCAAGAGAAAGUGUCUGUUUUUCUCUAGGUUAGUUUUGCUCGUUUUCUUCUUCUUCAAUGAAAUAAGCACAAUUUAAUGUGUUUAGGAGGUGCUUUAAAUUUCUUCCGGAGCAUAUCAUAGUCUGGUAUCCUUUUUUUGUCAUUUACACACACAAAAAAAUAAAUAAAUACCGCUCCUAUGAUCAAUUUAUAGAAGCUUUAAAUGAUAGAAGCUCUUUAUUUAGCUGUGAUUCUAACUUGUUACCUCCCUCUUUUUGAUUUUGCUGGUAUUUAAAGGUUUGGAUUGGAGGAGGGGCUCACUGGGUCCCGAUCCUUGGAGCCGGAUCAUUGGAUCAGUUCAGGAUCAGGAGCAGAAUUAGGCUUAGGAUAAGGAUGGAUACAUACAUGGAGCGGGAUCAAUUUACCGGGAGCGGGAACCAUAGGAGAGGAUCCCAACCCCAGCCCCGCAUUCCCCCCACCAAACCACAGUUAAAGGAUACUUGACGUCGUAAUUGGCUUCUCUAGAACCAAAUUAAUAUUUUUUCUUUUUCCGUGGAGCCCAAAUGAUGCGCGCGCAGAAGGGAUCCAGGUGCCUCUUUUGUUUUUGUGAGAUGAGUUUUUCAGUAUAAACAGGAGCAGAGCAAGGAACCAGAAGGCUGGAUCAGUUUGGAUGGAAUCGGCAUGAGGAGCGUGGUAAAUAGAGGGGAAUUAGUGGGAGGGAGGGAUAAUAGGCACUUUUUGAGGGGGAUGCAGUAGUUUAUUUAGGGUUUCAAAAAAUUACAUUUCAAAUAACAUUUGUUGGCAUUUGCUGUGUUGGCAGUGGUGUUUCUUUGCCCCCACAAUUGACUACUUUAUAUUUCUAAAUUGUAGUGUUUUUUUUUUCUCUCUCUUUAACCCUUCUUUAAAUAAAGACUGAAUGUUCAAUUAAA